AUGGUAAUGAGGAAUGGAGGAAUCAAGUCCGAAAGCGAAAAUGAAGAAGGUGAAGAUGAAGAAUCAGAGCUGGAAAAAAGUGAAUGUGAAUAUGCAAAAGAAGGAAAAUCUUUAGUGGUGAGGAGAUCUCUAUAUGCACAAGCCAAGGAAGAAGAAAAUGACCUAAGGGAGAACAUUUUCCAUACAAGAUGUCAACUCCAAGGAAGGGUUUGCAAUCUAACAAUCGAUGGAGGAAGCUGUACAAAUGUGGCAAGUGAAGAAUUGGUGAAGAAGUUAAAGCUAAAGACAACCAAGCAUCCUUGCUCAUACAAGCUACAAUGGUUGAAUGAUUGUGGGGAAAUCAAAGUUACUAAGCAAGUUAAAGUUUUGUUUACCAUUGGAAGAUAUCAAGAUGAAGUGGAGUCCGAUGUGGUUCCAAUACAAGAUGAGAAACUUGAUACUAAUAAUACCUUGCCUAGUGUAAUGGUAUCUCUUUUGCAAGAAUAUGAAGAUGUAUUUCCCGAGGUUCCAAGUGGAUUACCACCACUAAGAGGGAUUGAGCACCAAAUAGAUUUCAUUUCGGGAGUUACAAUACCAAAUCGUCCAGCUUAUAAAACCAAUCCGGAAGAAGCCAAGGACCUGGAAAAACAAGUUGAAGAACUUUUAGCAAAAGGGUAUAUUCGAGAGAGUAUGAGCCCAUGUGCUAUACCGGUGCUUUUAAUGCUUAAGAAAGAUGGAACUUGGAGAAUGGGAGUGGAUUGCAAAGCCAUCAACAAAAUUACGGUAAAGUAUCGUUAUCCUAUCCCAAGAUUAGAUGACAUGCUUGAUGAGCUGCAUGGUUUUGUUGUUAGUUCUAAUGGUGUGAAAAUUGAUGAGCCAACACCUAAAAGUGCAAGUGAGGUUAGGAGCUUUCAUGGGUUAGCUAGCUUUUAUAGGAGUAUUGGCAUAGGAGGUGUUUUAAUGCAGGACGGGAGGCCCAUAGUUUACGUUAGUAAGAAACUUGGAGUAGUUGCUUUGAAUUACCCAGUGUAUGACAAGGAAUUAUAUGCUUUGUACCGAACUAUGGAGUCUUGGCAGCAUUAUCUUUGGCCCAAGGAGUUUUUCAUCCAUACAGAUCAUGAUUUCUUAAGAUGGCACCAUUUGCAAACACAAGGCAGGUUGGUGGUCAAGGGUUAUGCACAACAAGCCAGAGUUGACUAUGGGGAGAAAUUUACACCCAUAGCUAGGAUGAAAACCAUUACAUUCAUCCUUGCUCUUUUGGCUACUAAGCAAUGUAGUGUGUUUUACUUGGACGUGAAAUCUACAUUCUUGAAUAGUGAGUUGCAAGAACAAGUGUAUGUGAAGCAACCUGGGGGCUAUGUGGUUCAAGGGCAUGAAGAUAAGGUUUAUAAGCUUCCUAAAGCUUUAUGUGGUCUCAAGCAAGCACCUAGAGCUUGGUAUGGAAGGACUGAUGGCUACUUGCUUGAACAUGACUUUAGAAUGAGCCAAAAUAAGCCCACCUUGUAUAUGAGGAUUGAAGGAAGCAUGGUAGUGACUUAUUUGUAUGUGGAUGACUUGUUGGUCACCGAUGAGGACCCAAGGAAUGUGGAUAAGCUAAGGCAUGAACUUGAGGAGGAGUUGGAGAUGUCUAGCUUAGGUUUCGUGAAUUAA
Molecule: messenger RNA, 1629 nt
Organism: Ziziphus jujuba (common jujube)
Lineage: Eukaryota; Viridiplantae; Streptophyta; Magnoliopsida; Rosales; Rhamnaceae
Exons: 5
Coding region: 1-1629 (542 amino acids)
Source: RefSeq, a predicted model, not a curated record